GAUGGGCUCGCCAUAAGGCCUUAGUUAUGAAGAGCAAAAGACUGAUGAAUUGUUGUUUUGCAAUGGAGAAGACAGAGGGAGAAACACCUGCACUGUGGCUCCCUCCUUGUUGCUUAUCUCCCUGCAGACAUGUCUCUGUGCUGUAUUAAGGAAAGGAGAAGCUUAGACAUUAUCACAUCUGCUUCGUUACAUCACCUUUUCCAAUUUUGCAUCCUAUAAUCCCCUGGUGAAAAGAGGAACAAUGACUUUAUAUAACUGCUGCUUGAUUCUUUUGCUGUUUACCUGGAACACAGCUGCCUAUGGGCCAAACCAACGGGCACAGAAGAAGGGAGACAUUAUUCUUGGAGGAUUGUUCCCCAUUCAUUUUGGAGUGGCUGCUAAAGACCAGGAUCUAAAGUCAAGACCAGAAUCAGUGGAAUGCAUAAGGUAUAAUUUCCGAGGCUUCCGCUGGCUCCAGGCUAUGAUCUUUGCCAUAGAAGAAAUAAACAGUAGUCCAACUCUCCUUCCCAACAUGACUCUAGGAUACAGGAUAUUUGACACUUGCAAUACAGUCUCUAAAGCCCUUGAGGCCACACUGAGUUUUGUGGCUCAGAACAAGAUAGACUCCUUGAACCUGGAUGAAUUCUGCAACUGCUCAGAACAUAUCCCUUCCACCAUUGCAGUCGUGGGGGCAACCGGCUCUGGCAUCUCUACUGCCGUGGCCAAUCUGCUGGGACUCUUUUACAUACCUCAGGUCAGCUAUGCCUCAUCCAGUCGUCUCUUGAGCAACAAGAACCAGUUCAAGUCCUUCCUCCGCACAAUCCCCAAUGAUGAGCACCAGGCCACAGCGAUGGCAGACAUCAUCGAGUACUUCCGCUGGAACUGGGUGGGAACAAUUGCAGCUGAUGAUGACUAUGGCCGGCCAGGAAUUGAGAAGUUUCGGGAGGAGGCAGAGGAGAGAGACAUAUGCAUUGAUUUUAGUGAGCUCAUCUCCCAGUACUCAGAUGAAGAGGAGAUCCAGCAGGUGGUAGAGGUCAUCCAGAAUUCCACAGCAAGGGUGAUUGUUGUUUUCUCUAGUGGCCCGGAUCUGGAGCCCCUCAUCAAAGAGAUCGUGAGGCGAAACAUCACCGGCAAGAUCUGGCUGGCAAGUGAGGCCUGGGCCAGCUCUUCCCUGAUAGCCAUGCCAGAGUUCUUCCGUGUCAUUGGCAGCACCAUUGGGUUUGCACUGAAGGCAGGACAGAUCCCAGGCUUUCGUGAGUUCCUGCAGAAGGUGCAUCCCAAGAAGUCCAACAACAAUGGCUUUGCCAAGGAGUUUUGGGAAGAGACGUUUAACUGCUAUCUCCCUGAUGGGUCAAAAAAUUCUCCAACUUCAACCUCCUUCUACAAGGGCCAUGAAGAGGGACUGGGAGCUGGAAAUGGAACAGCUGCCUUCCGACCUCCAUGCACAGGGGAUGAGAACAUCACCAGUGUGGAAACACCGUACAUGGACUACACGCACUUGCGGAUAUCCUAUAAUGUGUAUUUGGCAGUAUAUUCUAUUGCCCAUGCCUUGCAGGAUAUAUAUACCUGUACCCCUGGGAAAGGACUCUUUACUAAUGGAUCCUGUGCAGACAUUAAGAAGGUUGAGGCAUGGCAGGUUCUCAAGCAUCUGCGCCACUUAAAUUUCACCAAUAACAUGGGAGAACAAGUGGAUUUUGAUGAGUUUGGGGACCUGGUAGGGAAUUACUCGAUAAUCAAUUGGCAUCUCUCUCCAGAGGAUGGCUCCGUUGUUUUUGAGGAGGUCGGGCACUACAACGUUUAUGCCAAGAAAGGGGAGAGGCUCUUUAUCAAUGAAAACAAGAUCCUGUGGAGUGGAUUCUCUAAAGAGGUGCCUUUCUCUAACUGCAGCAGGGACUGCCUCCCAGGCACCAGGAAGGGCAUUAUUGAGGGAGAGCCCACCUGCUGCUUCGAGUGCGUGGGCUGCCCCGACGGGGAGUACAGUGAUGAAACAGAUGCAAGUGCAUGUGACAAGUGCCCUGAGGAUUACUGGUCCAAUGAGAACCACACGUCCUGCAUCCCCAAGCAGAUAGAGUUUCUGUCCUGGACUGAACCCUUUGGGAUCGCUCUGACUCUCUUUGCUGUGCUGGGAAUUUUCCUGACUUCUUUUGUCCUUGGAGUAUUCACCAAAUUUCGCAACACACCCAUCGUCAAGGCCACAAACCGUGAGCUGUCCUACCUCCUCCUCUUCUCUUUGCUCUGCUGCUUCUCCAGCUCAUUGUUCUUCAUUGGAGAGCCCCAGAACUGGACUUGCCGUCUGCGGCAGCCAGCGUUUGGCAUCAGCUUUGUCCUCUGCAUCUCCUGCAUCCUAGUGAAAACCAACCGUGUCCUGCUUGUCUUCGAGGCAAAGAUACCCACAAGCCUCCACCGAAAGUGGUGGGGCCUGAACCUCCAGUUCCUCCUGGUCUUCUUGUGUACAUUUGUGCAGAUUGUCAUCUGUGUGAUUUGGCUUUACACAGCCCCGCCAUCCAGUUACCGAAACCAUGAACUGGAGGAUGAGAUUAUCUUCAUCACCUGCCAUGAAGGCUCCCUGAUGGCCCUCGGCUUCCUCAUUGGCUACACCUGCCUCCUGGCAGCCAUCUGCUUCUUCUUCGCCUUCAAGUCUCGAAAGCUGCCUGAGAACUUUAAUGAGGCCAAGUUCAUCACCUUCAGCAUGCUGAUCUUCUUUAUUGUCUGGAUCUCCUUCAUCCCUGCUUACGCCAGCACAUACGGCAAGUUCGUCUCUGCCGUGGAGGUGAUUGCGAUCCUGGCUGCCAGCUUUGGGCUCCUGGCCUGCAUCUUCUUCAACAAAGUCUACAUCAUUCUCUUCAAGCCCUCCCGCAACACCAUUGAGGAAGUGCGCUGCAGCACAGCUGCCCACGCUUUCAAGGUAGCUGCCAGGGCCACGCUGAGAAGGAGCAACGUCUCACGCAAGCGCUCCAACAGCCUGGGGGGCUCCACUGGCUCCACCCCGUCCUCCUCCAUCAGCAGCAAGAGCAACCACGAAGACCCUUUUCCUCUGCCAGCCUCCGCUGAGCGGCAGCGCCAGCAGCAGCGUGGGUGCAAGCAAAAGGUCAGCUUCGGCAGUGGGACAGUCACCCUGUCCCUGAGCUUUGAAGAGCCGCAGAAGAACGCCAUGGCCAACAGGAGCACCAAGUGCAGGAACUCUCUGGAGGCCCAGAACAGCGAUGACAGCCUCAUGCGGCACCGGGCCCUGCUUCCCCUGCAGAACAAUGAGCCUCUCAGCUCUGAGCCUGGCUUCCAGCCAGCAUCCAGCCCGGAGACCAGCUCACAGGAGUCAGUGGUGGGAGACACCAGAGAAGAGGUACCAAGCCCUGAGGCGGAGCCUCCCUUGCCGUCAGCUAACUCCCGAAAUUUUAUAGGCACUGGAGGUGGCUCUGUCACAGAGAACACGGUACAUUCCUAA
Messenger RNA from Chaetura pelagica (chimney swift), 3421 nucleotides. RefSeq names its product calcium-sensing receptor (gene CASR). The transcript has 6 exons. NCBI's taxonomy places the organism in Eukaryota, Metazoa, Chordata, Aves, Apodiformes, Apodidae. Gene Ontology annotation, cellular component: membrane. Gene Ontology annotation, biological process: regulation of calcium ion transport; detection of calcium ion; intracellular calcium ion homeostasis. Gene Ontology annotation, molecular function: G protein-coupled receptor activity; calcium ion binding. The record is from RefSeq and is a predicted model, not a curated record. Bases 242 to 3421 code for a protein of 1059 amino acids.